Messenger RNA from Micropterus salmoides (largemouth bass), 2517 nucleotides. Its product is annotated as protocadherin alpha-3-like. Gene Ontology annotation, cellular component: plasma membrane. Gene Ontology annotation, biological process: homophilic cell-cell adhesion. Lineage: Eukaryota; Metazoa; Chordata; Actinopteri; Centrarchiformes; Centrarchidae. Gene Ontology annotation, molecular function: calcium ion binding. The record is from RefSeq and is a predicted model, not a curated record.
GGAAGAUCGGGUUUACAUAUGGGAACAAUAUAUAUUUGGCGCAGUCUGAAGUUGGAUUUUUCAUACUCCUAAAAUUCAUGACGGGGUUUAUUUGCAGUGGAUGUGUUUAAAUAACCUUGUGGAAUUAUGCCUGUAUCAAUGAGGACAUCUUUUGUUUCAUAUCUGGUGCUCGUGCUACUGGAGUGCUGCUGUAAAGCAGAGUCUGGGCAGCUCGCCUAUUCCGUGUUAGAGGAAGUGAAUCCGGGGACUUCUGUAGGAAAUAUCGCUAAGGAUUUAAACAUCGGCAUUCAGGAGUUGGAGUCCCGCAUGUUUCAGAUAGUUACUGGAUCAAAAAGAAAAUAUUUCGACGUAAAUGUAAAGACUGGUGUUCUCUAUGUUAAUGAGAGGAUAGACCGAGAGGAGCUCUGUGUGAAGGAACCUAAAUGCACAGUCAGUGUAGAAGCCGUGAUAAACAGCCCGUUGAAGCUUUAUCGCUUAGAAAUAAAUAUAUUAGAUGUAAACGACAACGACCCGCUAUUCACCGAAAAAUCUCAAACUUUGGACAUAGCAGAGAAUACACUGCCUGGAAUGAAAUUCGCUUUGUCAGAGGCUAUCGAUGCAGAUGUAGGUAAGAAUACGGUGAAUGCGUUUAAAUUGACAUCAAAUGAAUAUUUUUCUCUCGCUACAAUCAAAGGAGAAAGCGUGUCAGCCGAAUUAGUUUUGCAGAAAACACUUGAUCGAGAGAAACAGCCUGUGAUACAUCUCACCGUGACUGCUAUAGAUGGAGGGACUCCACCUAGAUCUGGCACAUCACAGGUUAUUAUUCAUGUUUUAGACAUAAAUGAUAACCCACCAGUGUUUAGUAGUUCCUUGUACAAAACUCGUAUAUAUGAAAACACCCGAAUAGGGACAACCGUGAUUACACUAAAUGCAACCGACGCAGACGAGGGGACAAAUGGUGAGAUAGUGUAUUCGUUAAGAAGUAAAGGUCAAGAUCGCAUAUUAGAGUUGUUUCAUAUUGAUCCCAUAGCGGGUGCGAUAAUGAUCAAAGCUAAUGUCGAUUAUGAGGAAAAUAAAGCCUUCGAGAUCCGUGUAGAAGUAAACGAUAAGGGUCAGCCACCAAUGUCUGCACACUGUAAAGUGCUGGUAGAAGUAAAUGAUGAGAAUGACCAUGCCCCAGAGAUCACUGUGACGCCUUUGUUAAAUACAGUGAAAGAGGACGCUGACGUAGGAACUGCUAUUGCACUUGUGUCAUUUGUCGACAAAGAUGGUGGCAAAAACGGUGAUGUGAAAUGUAAAAUCUUAAAUGAGGUUCCAUUUAAACUAGAGACAAACUACAAAAACUAUUAUUCUCUAGUUGUUGACGGGGCUCUUGACAGAGAAAUUGCCUCCAGCUACAACGUCACCAUAUUAGCUAACGAUGAGGGGACCCCUCGCCUCUCCAACACGAGUGUUAUUACUAUUCACGUCUCUGAUGUAAAUGACAACCCGCCUCGUUUCUCAGAAGCAGUGGUCAAUGUUUACGUGAAAGAAAACAAUAAAGUCGGGGUAAUUAUUAAAACGGUAUCUGCAUCUGAUGCUGACAUUGCCCAUAACAGCCAGGUGAAAUAUUCAUUUUUACAAACUGACAGUAACUCGCUGCCUCUCUCGACAAUGAUUAACAUUAACUCAGAGACUGGAGAUAUAGUCAGCCUGCAGUCUUUUAACUACGAGGAGUUAAAAACGUUUCAGUUCAAAGUUCAGGCCACAGACUCUGGUGUUCCUCCGCUCAGCAGCAACGUGACUGUGAACGUUUGUAUCCUGGAUGAGAAUGACAACAGUCCCGCGAUCCUCGCGCCCUAUUCUGAGCACGGCUCCGUUAACAGUGAGAGCAUCCCCUAUUCUGCUGAAGCGGGAUACUUUGUGGCAAAGAUCAGGGCUGUAGACGCAGACUCUGGAUACAACGCGCUGCUUUCUUAUCACCUGUCUGAACCCAAAGGAAACAACCUCUUCCGGAUCGGAACCAGCACCGGGGAGAUCAGGACUAAGAGGAGAAUGAGUGACAAUGACCUGAAAACUCACCCCUUGGUGGUGCUGGUUUCUGAUAACGGAGAGCCCUCCCUGUCAGCUACUGUGUCUAUUGAUGUGGUGGUGGUUGAAAGCACAGCUGACAUCCAGACUCAGUUCAGACAUGUGCCCAUAAAGGAGGACAGCUUCUCUGAUUUGAACCUGUAUCUGCUGAUCGCCAUUGUGUCGGUGUCAGUGAUCUUUCUGCUGAGCCUCAUCAGUUUAAUAGCUGUGAAAUGCCACAGGACAGACGGCAGUUUCAGCAGGUACAGCGCCCCAAUGAUCACCACCCACCCUGACGGGAGCUGGUCUUACUCUAAAGCUACUCAGCAGUAUGACGUGUGUUUCAGCUCCGACACACUGAAGAGUGACGGUGUUUUCCCCGCACCGUUUCCGCCUGUAGAUGCGGAGCUGAUCAGUAUAAACGGAGGAGACACUUUCACCAGAACUCAGACUUUACCUAACAAAGACAAGGUAAGGUGCAUAAAGUAG